AGGGCCCCGGCACAUUCGGGCCCCGCCCACCGGCUCGCCCCCGCGGCGCUCGGAGCGAGGCUCACAGGAGUUCCGUCGCUCUCGGCUGCUCAGGACACUCCAGAUUCUUGGGCUUCCCGAGACCUACGGGCUCCACGAUCCUGGAGGCCUUGGUUCCCGUGGUUCCCAGAGUUCUUGAGUUCCCAGGCGCCUCCUUGGCUCGGGGAUCCAUUCUUUGACGGAGGCCCUUUCCCUUGGCAAAGUCCAAGGGAGCCUACUACCUGUUCUGUGCAAGAUACACUUCUUUUUGCCAUUUUCACUGUAGGAAAAUUUCCCUCCCAUUAAAAGAUGUUUCGAGAGUAAUGUUAGAACGGCCAUUUUAAUAUUACCCCGAAUAAAUAGUAUAAAAGAUCCCUUGCUUUGCUUCUGUUCAGUAAAUGUAGCACCCCUCCCCCAAAGCAACAUCGUAAGUUUGGCGUUAAAUAAAUAAAAUCAAUAUUUUUUGUUCUAUUUGUCUUUGAACGAUUUAUGCUAUAACCUACUGUCUCUGGGCAAAUAAUAUAUUUUUAUGUGUUUGGCCCAUGUCUUUUUACCUUGUUUCAAGUGUUACUGUGAUAUCCAGAUGUAGAUCACUGGAUAACACAGUCUGGAUCAACUUCAUUUCGUGUACGUGAGUGUCGACACUGCACAGGAGUGCCAUUUUACUUGCACAGGAAUGCGACUUUUAAUGUAAGAAAAGAAAAUAAACGAUCUACUGUAAUCGUUUACAUC
Molecule: messenger RNA, 750 nt
Organism: Gryllus bimaculatus (two-spotted cricket)
Lineage: Eukaryota; Metazoa; Arthropoda; Insecta; Orthoptera; Gryllidae
Source: the annotation of a GenBank genome assembly